Molecule: messenger RNA, 2685 nt
Organism: Melanotaenia boesemani (Boeseman's rainbowfish)
Lineage: Eukaryota; Metazoa; Chordata; Actinopteri; Atheriniformes; Melanotaeniidae
Product: mucin-5AC-like
Exons: 9
Coding region: 167-2494 (775 amino acids)
Source: RefSeq, a predicted model, not a curated record
AGACACAACUUCACGUCCAUCUUCAAAUAAAGAAACACUUUUAACCAUUUCUUUACAAACAAAAUCUCAGUAUACAUCUGUUCCAGCGGUGAAAUCCACAGGAAAAUACGAGUCAGCAGAGUCAACAUCAACACUGAUAACAAAGGAAUUAUUGCCACCAAGAACUAUGGAUCAAACUAAAUCCACUGGAACGUUACUGACCACGCAGUUUAUUCAAACAUCGUCAUCACAAAAUCAAAAUACAACCAAAACUACUACAAGCACAAUUUUGCAUCCACCAACGGAGCAGGGUGUAUCUGUAAAUAUGAUGUCUUCACCCUCCGAGGCCUCGUCUGUUGCUACUGUUACAUUCAAAGGAAGCACACCAUCAACUGAGUCAUCUCUACCAACUACAACAACAGCAGAAACAACAUCUACUAAAACAACUUUUACCACAAACAUGGAGAGUGCCCCAAGUUCACUGUAUACACUGAUUUCCACGACCACUCAAUUUGCUCAGACAUCUCAAGUUCACAGCACUGAUACACAUGAAAUUAGUUCUAGGACAACUCUGAAUCCAUCAACUACCCAAGCAACACCUGCAUCAUUGUUGUCAUCACCAUCAAUCACCCCAUCUUUUACCACUGUGACAUCAGAAGAAAGUUCAGAGUCAACUGAGACAUCUUUACCCAUCAUGACAACUAAAAGAACAACUUUUUCAACAAUAAUCAGCAUUUCGCCAAGUUCCCCCUCUACAUUGCCUCCAACUAUUUCAUCUGAUUGUGAAGAAACAUCUUCAACAACUAAGUCCUCAGGCACAGGUGCAACUUUUCCAUCUGUUACCACAGUGAAAUCCACUGGGACAGUACAUUCUGCCAAAUCAACGACACCCCCGGUCUCUAAUACAACAACAGUUUCAACCAUUUCUUUACAAACGUUGAUCACAUCUACACGAACAUCACAUUUAGUGGCGUCCCCAUCCCCUCUUUCUACCAAUGGAACAAUUUCAAAGAGCACUAACAAAUUACCAGAUGCACCCACUACAAAUCCGUCUACAAAUGCUAAUGCAUCUCAGCUUCCAUGUUCAACAACAAGCCAGCCUACAUCUUUAUCAACUAAUGCAGUUUCUCCCAGUUUGUCCCAGCUGCCACCCCUGUCCUCCACCGUGCAAAAAACAAAUGACAAGCACACAACACACACUCUGACAACUUUCACUUCUACUGUCACAUCAAAUGGACCAACAUCAACCCUUCCACCUACGUCCACUUUUCAGACAAACUCGAGCCAAACACAUUCAGUUGUCUCUUCCAAAGCACCUAUGACUCAAUCAUCUCCUUCAGUUACCACCAAAGCAACAACAAGCAAAACAACUGGUCAUACUCCCGAGUUAUCCUCUGCCUCUGCAUCGAGUUCGAAGGCAUCAGCAUCCCCAGAAAUCUUCAGCACAAACAAAGCAACAGCCAUCAGUCAGAAAUCUUCAACCACUUUCCCCAUUUCAAAAGCCACUGGAGCUGUGACAACAAGAAGCACAACUUCUACAACUCUUCAGUGUACAGACUGCCAGUGUAAUGUGGGCGCCUGUAUAUACAAUGCAACUAUCAGCAGCUGUCAGUGCCUGUGUCAAAACUUUGUCUUUGGAGAUACCUGCAACUUUGGAGAAGAUGUCAUAUUUCCUCAAAUUGAUACUGGAGCUUUGCCAACUCGAAAAGCCAAUAUUACUUUGGUAGUCAACAUGGAAUAUAGAGAUGCUUUUAAUGAUCUAAACUCAACUGAAUCAUUGAAAUUCAUUGAGACCUUAAAACAGCAGCUUGAACCCCUGUGCAGACAGGCAGACCCGCAAUCCUAUAAAGCUGUACAUGUCAUCACGUUAUCAAAAGGAAGUGUUGUCACAGACAGUGUGGGGCAGUACACCUAUCAAAACAAUGAAACCCAAAUACAGUUUCUCAAUUCUCAACUUAAUCGUGUGUUAACUGACAUCUUGAAUGACACAAGUAACCUCGGCAAGAUUUCUGAGGUACUUGGUAACAUAAAGGUGUCUUUAAAUGAGCUCAUCUUUCCACUGCCUCCAAUUACAAACAUUUCAGACCUGGCACAUUAUAUAAACUGCUCUCAUUUUGCCAAUUACACUGUGGAGAUUAUAAAUGGUCAGUGGCAAUGUGUUGGACCUUGCAAUAAAAACCCAAAUUACUGCAGUCUACAUGGAGACUGCUUCAAUGAAGUUAACAUAGGGCCAGUUUGCAAGUGCUAUAAGAACAGCCUGGAGCAUUAUUAUGGUCCACGUUGUGAGAUGUUCCGCAGAAGUCCAGGUUUCUAUGGAGCACUUUUUGGAUCACUGGCAGCUGCACUACUCCUGUGGAUUGUCAUUAUCAUUACUGUCCUUGUUAAAAGAAGACAUAGGGGUGUUUGGAAAAGAAGCAGAUUCUUUAACAGAAGACUUUCUUUUGAAGAAGACUUUUUUGACUUCUCCAAUGAAGGCACUUACAGAAGACUUGCACCUCAACUAUGUCUAUCCUAACACUGGAUUUCAGAUUCCUUUGGAGGAAAACUCCAUCCAAGAGCUAAGGGACACCUUGUGAAACAUGCAGUUAAAGAGUUUUGUGUUUUUAAAUGUUGAUUAAUUUAAUUCAAUCUACAUGUUAGAGUGCGACAUCUGUCACUGAGACAAUCUUUGCACGUACGUGCUUUGUUUUUGUGUGUUUCCUGGUC